AGAUGAUUUGCAAAUAAUACAUAGUAACAUAUAAAUUUGUAUCAACACGAAGAAUAUUCUCCAUGUAAAGGCAUUUUAAAUUUCCAACGCGUAACGAAACAAUAGCCUCUCCAAAAGAUUGUGAGCUUCGUGAUAUAACUUGGUUUAAAAAAGUGAUAAAACUGGGAAAUAAGGAGAAAGUCCCAUUUCUUCACGAGAAUUAACGAACGAUAAGCGAGUUUUUUUUUUUAAGAAACUGUAUAGUGAAGUGUUAAUGAUGGAAGUUGUAAAACGUCGUGGAGAAAAUAGUUCAGGAAAUAGAAAUGAUUGUCCUAAAAGCACAACUCUUUUGCAGUUUCAUGAAAUGGGUCUUGAUGAUAGAAUUUUGAAAGCUGUUUCAAAAUUAGGAUGGAAGAAACCUACACUGAUACAAGAAAAAGUAAUACCUCUUGCUUUGGAAGGGAAGGAUAUUUUAGCACGUGCUCGUACUGGAUCAGGAAAAACUGCAGCGUUUGUAAUCCCCGUUAUUCAAAAUAUUUUAUCAUGGAAGAAUGUAAAUAGCUCACAGGAAGUUAGAGCAUUGAUCUUGGCACCUAGCAAAGAAUUAUGUAAACAGAUAUAUAAGAAUGUUCAGGAACUUGUUGCUUGUUGCACCAGAGAAGUGAGAGCAGUAGAUGUGUCAGGACAGAUAGAUAUAGCUUCACAACGACCAGUUUUAGUUGAGAAACCAGAUGUUGUUAUUGGCACUCCAAGUAGAGUUUUAGCCCAUCUACAAGCUAACAACUUGAUUUUAAAAGAUUCUCUUGAAAUAAUGGUUGUAGAUGAAGCUGAUCUCGUGUUUUCUUUUGGUUAUGAAUCUGAUAUCAAAGAAGUCCUGAGGUAUUUGCCACAAAUAUAUCAAUCUCUUUUGAUGUCAGCGACACUUACAACAGAUGUACAGUCUCUGAAAAAAAUUGUGUUACAUAAUCCAGUUAUUCUCAAAUUGGAAGAACCCCAACUUCCAGCCACAUCCCAACUUACACAAUACAUAAUCAAACUCGAGGAUGAGGACAAGUUUGUGUUGAUAUAUAGUUUGUUCAAGUUGAAACUGAUACAUGGGAAGACACUUAUAUUUGUAGCAACUGUUGACAGGUGUUACAGAUUAAAACUAUACUUGGAGCAGUUUGGAAUAAGAUCAUGUAUUUUGAACUCAGAACUUCCUGUUAGUUCCAGAUGUCAUAUUGUUACUCAGUUUAAUGAAGGGUUUUAUGACAUUGUUAUUGCCUCUGAUGAAAAACCACUUGAAGGAGAAUAUCGAAAGAAUAUGAAACGCAAGCCAAAAAGGUUAAAAAAAGAUCGGGAAUAUGGAGUAUCUCGUGGAAUUGACUUCCAGUUUGUUUCUAAUGUUAUUAAUUUUGACUUCCCUCCAAAUCCAGAUGCUUAUAUUCACAGAGUGGGCAGAACAGCUCGUGGAAAUAACCAGGGAACAGCUCUGUCUUUUGUUAGUAUGAAAGAAAUUCCCUUUAUGGAGGAAGUGGAGAAAGAAUUUGAAACUCCAUCAGCACGAUAUCUGAAUCCAUCAAGUUCUUCCAUCUUAAACUGGUACGGUCUGAAAAUGCUACUUUCACCUGAAAAGAUAAUACGAACACAAAUUAACCAGGAUGCACUUAGAGCAGUCACUCGGAUUGCUGUUCGAGAAGCACGGUUGAAGGAACUACGAACUCAGCUUCUCAACUCUCAAAAACUGAAGUCAUACUUUGAAGACAAUCCACGUGACCAGCAGCUUCUUCGGCAUGAUAGAGCCCUGCACAUUGUGAAACAACAGCCACACCUGAAAGAUGUUCCAGACUACAUAGUUCCUUCAACUCUGAGAAAGAUGGUUACAAUUAAGAAAGGAUGGAGCAACAAAAAACAAUUGUUUCGGAAACCUGAAAAGUCUGAUGACCAGUCAACAGUAAAUGUGGUUCAGCAUACCCUGACAAAAGCGACAAAAAAAAUUCAAGAAACGAGAGGCAGAUCCUUUGAGAAGCUUCCAGUUAGAAGAAACAUCAGAUUCUCUAGCAAAGAGGAAAAAAUGAUGGAAAAUGUUAUCAAUGUGUAUAAUGAUCGAAUAUUGUAAAAUAUUACUUGCUAUGACAUCUAAAGAAAUUAAAGUAACCACUGGUUGUAACAAUGAUAAUGUGUCAAGCCUCAUUGAAUUUAUAUCAUAAAGUGGAGAGUCCAUUUCAUGUUCAUAUACUUCAUAUAA
This is a messenger RNA of Limulus polyphemus (Atlantic horseshoe crab), 2206 nucleotides long. It is a transcript of the gene Hlc, whose product is annotated as probable ATP-dependent RNA helicase DDX56. The transcript is spliced from 16 exons. Bases 254 to 2077 code for a protein of 607 amino acids. Gene Ontology annotation, molecular function: nucleic acid binding; ATP binding; RNA helicase activity. Gene Ontology annotation, cellular component: nucleolus. NCBI's taxonomy places the organism in Eukaryota, Metazoa, Arthropoda, Merostomata, Xiphosura, Limulidae. The record is from RefSeq and is a predicted model, not a curated record.